Molecule: messenger RNA, 821 nt
Organism: Octodon degus (degu)
Lineage: Eukaryota; Metazoa; Chordata; Mammalia; Rodentia; Octodontidae
Product: putative heat shock protein HSP 90-beta-3
Exons: 1
Biological process (GO): protein folding; protein stabilization; cellular response to heat
Cellular component (GO): plasma membrane; perinuclear region of cytoplasm; cytosol
Molecular function (GO): ATP-dependent protein folding chaperone; disordered domain specific binding; ATP hydrolysis activity
Source: RefSeq, a predicted model, not a curated record
CUGAACUGUUGCCCUAUCACACCUCUCAGUCUGGAGAUGAGAUGACAUCCCUGUCUGAGUAGGUGUCUCGCAUGAAGGAGAUGCAGAAGUCCAUCUACUACAUCACUGGUGAGAGAAAGGAACAGGUGCCCAACUCUGCCUUUGUGGAGUGUGUGAGGCAAUGGGGUUUCAAGGUGGUGUACGAGACUGAGUCUAUCAAUGAGGACGGUGUGCAGCAACUCAAGGAGUUUCAUGGGGAGAGCUUGGUCUCCAUGACUAAAGAAGGCCUGGAGCUGCUUGAGAAUGAGGAGGAAAAGAAAAAGAUGGAGGAGAGCAAGGCCAAGUUUGAGAACCUUUGCAAACUCAUGAAGGAAAUCUUGGAUAAGACGGUUGAGAAGGUGACAGUCUCUAACAAGCUUGUGUCUUCACCCUGCUGCAUUGUGACCAGCACCUACAGCUGGUCAGCCAACAUGGAGUGAAUCAUGAAGGCCCAGGCCUUCUGUGACAAUUCUACCAUGGGUUACAUGAUAGCCAAGAAGCACCUGGAGAUCAACCUCAACCACCCCAUUGUGGAGACCCUGAGGCAGAAGGCUGAAGCUGACAAGAAUGGCAAAGCUGUCAAGGAUUUGGUGGUGCUGCUGUUCCAGAUAGCACUGUCGUCUUCUGGCUUCUUCCUGGAGGACCCACAGACCCACUCCAACUGUAUCUACCACAUGAUCAAGCUGGGCCUGGGCAUCGAUGAAGAUGAGGUGACUGCAGAGGAGCCCAGUGCUGCUGUUCCUGAUGAGAUCCCUCUCCUUGAAGGGGAUGAGUGUUCAUUCUGGAUGGAAGGAGUGGAUUAG